AUGGAAUAAAUUGCUUGCCAAGUUAAGUACCCACCAACAGCUGGAACAGAAAGAGGAAGACCUUCAAGAAUUGAUUCUAGUUCGAAAUAUUUAGUUUAUUGCAUUUCAAAUAGUGUUAUUGUAAGAAAUUUAGAAGAUCUAUCUAAAUAUUCUGUAUUUGAUUAACAUAAGUUUGAUACAACAGCAGUUGCUAUUUCACCUAGUGGAAAUUUAUGUUGUUCAGGAGAUGCAAAGGGAUCCAUUAUGGUUUGGGAAUUAAACAUUUAGGUAACUUGAUGAAUGUAGUUUAGCCUCAUCCAGUAUUUAGAUAAUAUGACGAUGUUUUAGGAGGUGCUAUAAAAGAUAUCUGUUGGACAGGAGAUAAUGAAAGAUUAGCAAUAGUAGGAGAAGGCAAAACUUAUUUUGGCAGAACUAUACUUCUAGACACUGGUAGUAGUGUUGGAGAAAUUAGUGGAGUAUCUUAAACUUUAAAUUCUUGUGCAAUGAGACCUUAAAGACCAUUUAGAUUGGCUUUAGGAGGAGAUGAAACUUCAAUAUGUUGGUUUGAAGGACCUCCAUUUAAAUUUAAGAAGUCAAUGAAAUAACAUAAUAAUAGCAUCUUUUCAAUUAAAUAUAAUAAAAGUGGUGAUCAUUUUGUUUCAGUUGGAGCUGAUAAGAAGAUCUAUGUAUAUGAAGGAAAGACAGGAGAAGUUGUUAAAGAAAUUACAACAGAUAAUCCUCAUACUAGAAGUAUUACAGGAGUAAGUUGGAUUAAUGAUACAACAUUUGUAACUUCAUCUAAUGAUACUACAUUAAAAGUAUGGAAUUUUGAUGGAUUAUUAAAAACAUUGAAAAUUACAAAUUCAUAAGAAAUUGAUGAUAUGCAAGUAGGAGUAACUGUAAAUGAAAAUGUUGCAUAUUCUCUAUCAUUAACUGGUGCUUUAAAUGUUUGGAAGGAUGUUCUAAAUGUUGAAGAGGGACCUACUUAAAGAUUGUUUGGACAUAAUGCUCUUGUUGGUUAGAUGGUGGUUUAUGGAAAUAAACUUAUAACAGGUGAUAAUAAUGGAAGAUUAUGUAAUAAUUAUUUAAUUAAUAUUUAUAGUAAUAUGGGAUAAUCUGAAUUCAAUAAGGCCAACAGGAAUACAUCAUACUAAAUAAGUGAUCUCACUAUCAUUUUCAUAAAAUUUAUUAUACUCAUUAGGAGGAGAAUAAAUUAAAUUGACUAAUUUAGAUACUAAUACAAUUGAGAAAACUAUUGAUUGUAAAGGUUUAACUUUAAAAUUAUAAGCAAAUUAAUCUAAUCCUAACAUUUGUUAUUUGCUUAUGGAAAAUGGAGUUAUAUUAGAAUUUACUAAUUUACAAUUAACUAGAGAAUAUUAAUUAGGUUAUGAAGUUAGUAGUUUUUUAUUAGCUGAAUCAGUAUUUUUAGUAGGUGAUCUUAAAGGAAAAAUUCAUGCCAUCAACAUUGAAAGUGGUGCUGAAGAAUAAACUUUUUAAUUACAAUAAACUAAAAUAACAGCUAUGGCCUUAUAAGGUGAUAGAUUCUUAUGUGGUGAUACAACUGGUAAAAUGAAACUUAUAGAUUAUAAAUAAAAUUAAGUAUUAUUUGGGGAUAGAUGGACUCAUCACACUACUAUCAUUUCAUCUUUAUGUUUUACAUCUUCAGGUAAAUUUGCAGUAUCUACUGGUUAUGAUAAUAAAAUAAUGGUUUGGAAUUUAUAAGAUGGUUAAAGAGUACUUGAAAGAAUAGGUAAACUUAAAAUUAAAUUUAAAUUUAGAUGCUCAUAAAAGAGGAGUCUUAACAGCUAUUAUUACUUAAGAUAAUAAAGUCAUCAGUAGCGGAGGGGAUAAUUCUUUUAAAGAAUGGAUGCUAAAUUUAGAAUGAGU
Paramecium primaurelia is the source of this 1866-nucleotide messenger RNA. The record is from the annotation of a GenBank genome assembly. Lineage: Eukaryota; Ciliophora; Oligohymenophorea; Peniculida; Parameciidae.